Molecule: messenger RNA, 327 nt
Organism: Cetraspora pellucida
Lineage: Eukaryota; Fungi; Glomeromycota; Glomeromycetes; Diversisporales; Gigasporaceae
Source: the annotation of a GenBank genome assembly
AUGCCUUCUGAUAAAUUCAACUCGCGUUCAAGAUUCAACAAAAGUACCAGACGUAAUAGACGUUUCGUACGUACUUCUCAAUCGGUUGCACGCGUGAACACAUUACCAGUAAGACCACCAUCACCGCCAACCGCGGAAGAACAAAUGUUACAUGAAGGGUUUCCCUUUAAAUCGUGUCAAGCGUCUCAUGAUUCAGUUGAAAUGUAUGCUGGUGAAAUUAAUUUAAUCUUUAUUCGGGAUAGUCAAAAUGCACAACAUUGCUUAUAUGUUUUCAAGUUGAUGCUCUUAGAAAAAUUGACCACUUUCGUAUUUUACGUUUUACCAUAA